AUGCCGGAUCACGUUCCGCUCCGUCUGGUUUUAUACCGCUUGUCAGAAGCUCCAAUCGUCUACUCGUUUCAGAAGAAGUUCCUCGAGGACGUAGCCUUUAUGCAUGUUAACAAGGUCGGCCAUCUUGAUCUCAAGCUGGGUAACAUUGUCAUCGACAUUUCCCCCAAAUCCAUGUCCAGAGGUUCAGGGUCACUAUACAUUAUCGACUUUGGAGUAGCUGAGAGGGGUGCAACAACAAGGAGUGUUAUAGAGGACGUGUGUGGGACGAGAGGAUGGAGGGCGCCAGAGAUCCUAAAGGGUGUUGCGGAACGCGGUGAAAUUUAUGCAGGAAGAACUGGUCCGCUCGACGGUAGCGGACCAUACGGUGUCGCAUAUGGCCGACGACCUCUCGCUACCGUACGGAGCCGAAGUAAAUAG
Serendipita indica DSM 11827 is the source of this 417-nucleotide messenger RNA. Lineage: Eukaryota; Fungi; Basidiomycota; Agaricomycetes; Sebacinales; Serendipitaceae. The record is from the annotation of a GenBank genome assembly.